UGAGGAAUUGACGCAAGAGGACGAUUUCGAUACGGAGAGAAAUAGUAGUCGUCUAUCGCAGAGUCCAAUUUAUGAUCAGGAAAAAUAUGGAAGUUCUAGUGGUGACCGCGGCGAAACUGAACGAUUACACGAUGAUGAUGGAUCUGUGGUAUUUGAUAUAGGCGAUGAACAUGAUGAAAAGUCAACUUUAAGAGAAAGUGGAGAAAUUAGUAAUGCAAGUCGUGAGGUGUUGUCUAGGUAUAGUAUUAAAUUUAAAAAAUUUCAUUGUUAA
Molecule: messenger RNA, 271 nt
Organism: Racocetra persica
Lineage: Eukaryota; Fungi; Glomeromycota; Glomeromycetes; Diversisporales; Gigasporaceae
Source: the annotation of a GenBank genome assembly